AUGGAAACACAAAAUCUAACAGUGCUGAGUGAAUUCAUCCUCCUGGGGAUCACAGACCGCCCUGAGCUGCAGGCCCCCUUAUUUGGGCUCUUCCUCACCAUCUACAUGAUCUCGGUGCUGGGCAACUUGGGUCUGAUCAUCCUCACCAAGGUGGACCCCAGGCUCCAGACUCCCAUGUACUUCUUCCUCAGACACCUGGCUUUCACUGACCUCGGUUAUUCAACAGCUGUGGGACCCAAAAUGUUGGUAAGUUUUGUUGUAGAUCAAAAUACAAUCUCUUACUGUUUUUGUGCUAUACAACUAGCUUUUUUUCUUGUAUUCAUUGUUAGUGAAAUUUUCAUUCUGUCAGCAAUGUCCUAUGACCGCUAUGUGGCCAUCUGUAAACCUCUGCUUUACCCAGUCAUCAUGUCACCAAGGGUAUGUCAGGGGCUGGUGGCAGUCCCCUAUCUCUACAGCACAUUUGUUUCUCUUCUAGUCACUAUAAAGAUAUUUAAUUUGUCAUUCUGUGGCUAUAAUAUUGUUAGUCAUUUCUACUGUGACAGUCUCCCCUUGUUAUCUUUGCUCUGCUCAAAUAUACAUGAAACUGAAAUGAUUAUUCUGAUUUUAGCUGGUUUUGAUUUGAUUUCAUCUCUUCUGAUAGUUCUUGCGUCUUACAUGCUCAUCCUUGUAGCCAUUCUCAGGAUGAACUCUGCCGAGGGCAGGCACAAGGCUUUUUCCACCUGUGGGUCCCACCUGACAGUGGUCACAGUGUUCUACGGGACUUUGCUGUUUAUGUAUGUGCAACCUGAGUCCAGUCAUUCCUUUGACACUGAUAAAGUGGCCUCCAUAUUUUACACCCUUGUUAUCCCCAUGUUAAAUCCCUUGAUCUAUAGCUUGAGGAACAGAGACAUAAAAUAUGCAGUGCAAAAAAUGUGGAAAAAACUAUGUAAUCUUUUUCCUUAG
Messenger RNA from Manis pentadactyla (Chinese pangolin), 942 nucleotides. RefSeq names its product olfactory receptor 8K3-like. The record is from RefSeq and is a predicted model, not a curated record. Lineage: Eukaryota; Metazoa; Chordata; Mammalia; Pholidota; Manidae. Gene Ontology annotation, biological process: sensory perception of smell; G protein-coupled receptor signaling pathway. The coding region runs from base 1 to 942 and encodes 313 amino acids. Gene Ontology annotation, cellular component: membrane. The transcript has a single exon. Gene Ontology annotation, molecular function: olfactory receptor activity; G protein-coupled receptor activity; odorant binding.